AGACCCUAACUGAUAAAAAAAGUAAAAAGUUAUAGAGUUUGUAGAGUGAGUUGGGGGAUGGUUGAUGGGUCUAUUUUUGUGUCCUAAAAUACCCAUCUGCUAGACCAACCCAACUUCCAUUUUCUGCAACUCUCCUCCUUCGUUUCUCAAAAAAUUAUAUCAAAGAAAAACUAAAAAGACUAGUGAUUGAACUUCAAGAAAGAAAGAAAUCCUUAGCCUUUUUUUUGAAUCCUUAUUCAUAAUUUUCUGCCUUUUGCCCCAAGAAUUUUUGCAAUCAGGGAAAGAGAGAAAGGGGGAUAUGAUGGAGUUCCGUAAUCAUCAAGCACCGGAAAGCUCAUCCCAUAGAAAAAUGGGAAGAGGGAAAAUCGAAAUUAAACGAAUCGAAAACACUACGAAUCGACAAGUUACAUUCUGCAAGAGACGCAAUGGGCUGCUUAAGAAAGCCUAUGAAUUGUCUGUGCUUUGUGAUGCUGAAGUUGCCCUCAUCGUCUUCUCUAGCCGCGGCCGCCUCUAUGAGUAUGCUAACAACAGUGUUAGAGCAACGAUUGAAAGGUACAAGAAAGCCUGCUCGGAUACAUCUAACACUGGAUCUAUUACUGAAGCUAAUACUCAGUUUUACCAACAGGAGGCCUCAAAACUAAGAAGACAGAUCCGCGAAAUUCAGAAUCUUAAUAGGCAUAUAUUGGGUGAAGCUCUUAGUACUUUGAACUAUAAAGAACUCAAGAAUCUGGAAGGAAGAUUGGAGAAAGGAAUCAGCAGAAUAAGAUCCAAGAAGAAUGAAAUGCUGUUUGCUGAAAUAGAGUUUAUGCAAAAGAGGGAGAUGGAGUUGCAAAACCAUAACAAUUAUCUGAGAGCAAAGAUUGCAGAAAAUGAAAGGGCAGAGCAACAGCAAACCAAUUUGAUGACAGAAACAGCGUAUCAUGACUCCAUUAAUAAUCCUUCACAAUCCUUUGAUCGACACUUCCUCCCUGUAAACCUCUUGAACUCCAACCACCACUACUCUCGCCAAGACCAGCAGACAGCUCUCCAACUUGUUUGAAAAAGGCAACAAGCUAGAGCAUUUGGUUUUGAAGGCUUAUGAUCGGUUCCUUUUCCCCUGCAGUUUUUCUUAUUUUUAUGUAAUAUUUUGUUAGUUUUUGAAUUAAUAUGUAUAGCUAGGUGAGAAAGAGUGGGUCACAAUGAGGGCCAUUAGAAUUUUCUCUCUUAGCUACUCUCUCUUCAAGUCGAACUGUACUACACCAUAUAAACUAUGCCACCCAAAUUCUAAAAUAUCGUGCCAACAUAUUUAAUUUCUCCAAUCCAAAAUUAUAUCUCCA
Messenger RNA from Ziziphus jujuba (common jujube), 1316 nucleotides. Its product is annotated as agamous-like MADS-box protein MADS1. Gene Ontology annotation, molecular function: RNA polymerase II cis-regulatory region sequence-specific DNA binding; DNA-binding transcription factor activity, RNA polymerase II-specific; protein dimerization activity. Gene Ontology annotation, cellular component: nucleus. The coding region runs from base 299 to 1039 and encodes 246 amino acids. NCBI's taxonomy places the organism in Eukaryota, Viridiplantae, Streptophyta, Magnoliopsida, Rosales, Rhamnaceae. The record is from RefSeq and is a predicted model, not a curated record. The transcript has 9 exons. Gene Ontology annotation, biological process: positive regulation of transcription by RNA polymerase II.